AUGCGUUCGCAAUUGACUUUCACUACACAUCGCCUGGCUCGCUGUUUCGGCCAUCGAUGCUCAGUUUUUGCUUCAACCAGUCAUGACAGCUUAUCGAUUUUCGGGAAGACGCCAGUGUUCAGUCUUCAGAACAGACAGUUGCAUUUGACGAGCAUUCAAUCGAUUCGCGCUAGAUAUCCAGAUGAUAAACAUGGAAAACACGAAGAUGAGAGUCAGAAAAAUCACAAACAGGCUGAUGAGCAAUUAAACGAGCAACAAAAUGGUCCCAAGAAAAUCGAUCCCGCAACUAUCAGAAAGCUGAGAAUGUACGUGUUGGCUGUUGCUGGUCUCUCGUUCGUCACAUCGUUCUUGAUGUUGUCACAGAUGUUCACUGGAGAUAGAAGUACUGCUGAUGGUCUGACAAGUGAAGACUUCACAAGACCUGGGAUCCCGAUGAAAACAUUUGUCGAAAAAUAUUUGAAGCACGGCGAGGUGAAACGAAUCGUCUUCGUUCCUGCUAACGCGCGUGCUAUUGCAAUUCUGCACCCAGGAGCUGUGAUUGACGGACAGCCCGCGGCAGAGAAAACUGUUAUUGUAGAGUAUCCACAAAAUUCUCAACAGUUCUGGGCAGAAAUUCGUAAAGCUGAAGCAGAAAUCGGGAUAGGUCUCUCAGAAGGCGUGCAGAUUGAUUUAUAUCAAGGAAUGACCACCUUCAAAGUUAUCGAAUUGCUCAUUGGAGUAGUUAUUCUCGCAUGGCUCGGAACUCAAUAUGGCCGCUUGCUUCGAAAGAGACUUCUUGAAAACCAAGCAAAGAAUGCUAAAAAAUAG
Molecule: messenger RNA, 807 nt
Organism: Caenorhabditis briggsae
Lineage: Eukaryota; Metazoa; Nematoda; Chromadorea; Rhabditida; Rhabditidae
Exons: 5
Coding region: 1-807 (268 amino acids)
Source: RefSeq, a predicted model, not a curated record